Saxophila tyrrhenica is the source of this 1848-nucleotide messenger RNA. RefSeq lists its product as uncharacterized. The transcript is spliced from 2 exons. Gene Ontology annotation, cellular component: membrane. NCBI's taxonomy places the organism in Eukaryota, Fungi, Ascomycota, Dothideomycetes, Mycosphaerellales, Extremaceae. Bases 1 to 1848 code for a protein of 615 amino acids. The record is from RefSeq and is a predicted model, not a curated record. Gene Ontology annotation, molecular function: transmembrane transporter activity. Gene Ontology annotation, biological process: transmembrane transport.
AUGGAUCAUUCAGAUGCGAUAGAAGCAGAAGUGGAGCUGGAGGCAGAGGCAUUGGACAGGGAGUCAAGAGGCAAUGGAGAUGCCAGGAGGAGAAAGACAGCCAGAGCUGCAAAGGGAGAUAUCGAGAUACCAUCAUCGGACGACGGAGAGCAGGAGGCAGGCGAGUCGUCACCAUUGCUUGCUCGUGAUGAGGAAGACUACGAACCAGAGCAAUGGCAUGGCAUGGACGACUUUGCGAACGUGGCAUGGUACAGGCGGCCGAACAUCUUGUGGGUACUCGCGCCCUUCUUUCUGAUGGCGUGCGCGUUUGGAGGAGCCAUUACGCCCAAGAUCAAUCUUAUCCUGGAAUUGGUAUGUCAGCGAUACAUAUCCGAUCAACAGGCUCUCAAUCCAGGGUUCACGAUGGCACCCGUUGACUUCAACGGCGGAACGAAUGGCCAAUGCCGGAUCCCAGAAGUACAAGAGGCAGUCGCCAAAUUCACGCUCUUGGGAGGUCUGCUCCUCGGCGUCGUCUCCGCCGUCACGAGUCCAAAGCUGGGCGCGCUUUCAGAUCGUUAUGGACGGAAACCGAUUCUCGUCGUCACGAGCGUGGGCACCAUCUGCGGCGAAAUCAUCACCAUCCUCGCCGCCACCUACCCUGAGAGCUUCCCUGUCAACCUCCUCCUGGUAGGCUACGCCAUCGACGGCCUCACCGGCAGCUUCAUCGUCGCAAUGGCCAUCGCCAACGCCUACGCCACCGACUGCACACCCCCUGCCCACCGCAACGUCGCCUUCGGCUACUUUCACGGCGCCCUCUUCAGCGGCAUCGCAAUCGGACCCGUCGUCGCCGGCUAUAUCGUCAAGAAGACCGGGCAGAUCGUGAUAGUCUUCUACAUCCUGCUCGCCGUGCACCUAUUCUUCGUCCUCUUCAUCUCGCUCCUCGUCCCCGAAUCCCUGUCCAAGAAACGCCAGCUGGAAAACCGCGAAAGGCACGACCAAGACACGGCCCGCUACGGCGUCGCCAACGACUGGAGCUCCUCCCUCCGCAGCCUCAACAUCCUCACGCCACUCAAAGUCCUCUGGCCCACCGGCCCUGGCACGAGCGCCGCUUUACGAUGGAACCUCUUCACCCUCGCCGCGGUCGACACGAUCAUCUUCGGCGUCGCGAUGGGGAGUAUCAGCAUCAUCAUCAUUUACACCAACUACAUGUUCGGCUGGGAGUCUUUUGAAUCCGGACGUUUCAUGACGAUCGUCAACUCUUCACGCGUGAUAUGCUUAUUGCUCAUCCUCCCCGCCCUGACACGGUAUGUCCGCGGUCCUCCGGGGGCUGCCAAAACGCAGAAGAACCGCGGAUGCGAUAGCUUCGACCUCUUCGUCAUCCGCAUCUCCGUCUUCUUCGACACCCUCGGAUACGUGGGCUACACGCUCUCCAGAACCGGGCCGAUGAUGAUUCUCUCCGGUGCCACGGCGGCGAUAGGCGGCAUCGGGUCCCCGACGCUGCAGAGUUCCAUGACGAAGCAUGUCCCCGCCGACCAAACGGGCCAGCUCCUCGGAGCGUCGGGCCUCCUGCAUGCGUUGGCGCGGGUGGUGGCGCCGACGGUCUUUAGCGCGAUUUACGCGGGCACGGUCAAGACGUUCCCGCAGACGGUUUUUGUGUGUUUGGCGGCGACGUUUGGGGUGGCCUUUGGGGUUAGUUGGUUCUUGAGGACAGGGGUGUAUUUCGACGAAGAGAAAGCUGCGCAAGCGGCUGACGAACCUGCCGCUUCUGUGCAUACGAAUGAGGGCAGCGGACGAAUACCGAUUGUUUCGUCUGUGAUGGCGAUGUUUGGCGCUAUUGCGGCUUGGGUUGGCAUUUCUGGGGGUUCGUAG